CUUCUGUUUUUGGUUGGGGUCCACAAGAGUACCCAGAGCGCUCCUGCACAUCGACUCUCCGGUCUACUCUCCAAAAGAUUACAUCGGGCACGAGCAUCACCUGUUACAUGAGCCACUGCUAUCAUUUCUACGUUCUUCCGCCGAUGGCGUCCUGCUGCCAGAAGACUUUUCUCCUCGCCUUGCACUACUGGUCCUGUACUUCUGUUUUUGGUUGGGGUCCACAAGAGUACCCAGAGCGCUCCUGCACAUCGACUCUCUGGUCUACUCUCCAAAAGAUUACAUCGGGCACGAGCAUCACCUGUUACAUGAGCCACUGCUAUCAUUUCUACGUUCUUCAGCCGAUGGCGUCCUGCUGCCAGAAGACUUUUCUCCUCGCCUUGCACUACUGGUCCUGUACUUCUGUUUUUGGUUGGGGUCCACAAGAGUACCCAGAGCGCUCCUGCACAUCGACUCUCUGGUCUACUCUCCAAAAGAUUACAUCGGGCACGAGCAUCACCUGUUACAUGAGCCACUGCUAUCAUUUCUACGUUCUUCCGCCGAUGGCGUCCUGCUGCCAGAAGACUUUUCUCCUCGCCUUGCACUACUGGUAA
Dermacentor andersoni is the source of this 590-nucleotide messenger RNA. Lineage: Eukaryota; Metazoa; Arthropoda; Arachnida; Ixodida; Ixodidae. The record is from RefSeq and is a predicted model, not a curated record.